Messenger RNA from Babesia bovis T2Bo, 977 nucleotides. Its product is annotated as Ribosomal L28e family protein. Lineage: Eukaryota; Apicomplexa; Aconoidasida; Piroplasmida; Babesiidae. The record is from RefSeq and is a predicted model, not a curated record. The transcript has 6 exons. Gene Ontology annotation, biological process: maturation of LSU-rRNA; maturation of 5.8S rRNA. Bases 145 to 825 code for a protein of 226 amino acids. Gene Ontology annotation, cellular component: preribosome, large subunit precursor; nucleolus.
AUGUAAAUAAGUAUUUUAUCGUAGCAAUGUUUAAUUCAUGUGAACAGAUUAAUAGUGGCACUGCAUAUCGCAAGCUAUAAUUCAUUAUAACCUAGAGCCAGCGAAACUAAAUCAAUAUAAAUAAUUGUAUUUUUCAUCAAUAUAAUGAGUGACGAUGUGGUAUGGCAACUCGUCAGGGAAGGUUUCUGCGCCUUUAGGAAAUGUACCGAUACAAAAGACUUCUGUAGUAAUGCCUAUAAUGUCACGGGAUUGUGCAAUCGAGCAAGCUGUCCACUGGCAAAUAGCAAUUAUGCCACUGUAAUCGAAGAUCAAGGAACACUUUUUCUUUGUAUGAAGACUGCGGAAAGGUGUCAUACUCCUUCGGAGCAAUGGGAACGGCUUAAACUAUCGAAGAAUUUGGAAACUUCAUUGAACCAAAUUAGUGAAGCUACUAAAGUCGGUAUCGCAGAAUAUCUCACCGAAAAAUGCCAUUUGAGACUGAAAAGAUGGCGUGAAGUGCUUCAAAGAAUGAGGAGACAAGCACUCAUACAAAAAACAAAACUUGUCCCUAUUAAAAAGAAAACUGAAAGGCGUGAAAAAAUACGUGAAAAGAAGGCCGAAAUCGCAGCUAGAUUGGAUAAUGCAAUCGAGCAGGAACUACUUAAUCGCCUUUCCAGGGGUACAUACGGAGAAUUAUACCAGUUUGAACAAGAUAUUGAUGGUGAAAUUGAAAAGGAAGAAGACGAGGAAGAUGUAGACUACGCAAGGAAUAAAUCUGUAAAGAGAAGAGCCAUGCCUCAUAUGGAAAUUGAAUAUGAAGAGGAUUAUGAACGUGAUCUGGCAUAAAAACUUGCAAAGCAGAUUUUUAUGAUGGCGGUCGCGAUGGUGUGUCUAGGAUCCAACACAUUUGCCAAAGCGGUUGAUUUCUGUGAACACGUUAAAAAUGGUAGUUAUAUGUACUCAAUAUCUCACACAAGCAUAAGUUGAAUAGUAAAACG